Molecule: messenger RNA, 510 nt
Organism: Aspergillus tanneri
Lineage: Eukaryota; Fungi; Ascomycota; Eurotiomycetes; Eurotiales; Aspergillaceae
Exons: 3
Coding region: 1-510 (169 amino acids)
Source: RefSeq, a predicted model, not a curated record
AUGUUAUUUCGAAAACUUUUGCCAUUACUGGUAUUCGGUCUGAAGCUCCACGAUCUGAUUGCACGAUGCGGUGCAGCAGUGAUGGAAUUCGGAGUACAGUCCAUGUCCCAAGGCCAGGAACGAAGCUUGGAUGUUCUUCUUCGUACCCUCGAGAGUCAAGCCACUGAUUUGGAAGCAGAGGCGGCGAACUCAGACGAUGGCCAGUUUUACGUUGCGGCGUGUCGAACUCUGCCUGUCCAAACGGUCUUCGCCUUGAUGCUGGCUUCAGCAUGCCUCCUACGCGUACUCAAAGGCAGCGUACUGAGUGGACUAGAUGUCCAGAGAGCCAAGACGUCAUUUUUUGGUGCAAUCAAUCUAUCUCGGCAGAUGUCAGUGGAACAGAACAACCCUGCCGCGAAAAUGGCUACGAUGUUCAGUCAGCUCUGGAAUAGCACGACUGCCUUUGCAAAUCUAAUGGCAGCCAAUAUACUGCUCGUCGAAUCCGCAGCCGACUCGCUGCAAGUCUCGUAG